AUGUCAAGUCCCGUGGACCACAAACGAAUUAUUCAUGUUCAAGAACAACAUCAACAUGGUGAACAUUCAUCCAUUCAAGAAUCUCCUACCUCCGACGAGGGUACCUACGUGAAUGAAUCCUCCGAACCGCGUAACCAAAACAACCUCAAAGUCGACACAGCGCUCUAUCCCGAUGGUGCUCCGCCCAUGAGCACUCCCUCUGCUCGCCGGGAACAAGCCACUCGUCUCGAGGAUGAUUUAACCCUCCUCCAAGCUGAGCGUGUCGCAUCGCGUUCUACCCAGGGCGAAAAUGGCGAGCAUGGUGACCAUCAUUCUAUCAGCCGGACCCGAUCGCGUCGCAGCGAGGCCGUCGAUGAGUUUGACGAAGCCACCAACCCUCUUCAUGAGAAAGCCGCGAUCUACAAACCCCCCCGAGAUUUCCUCGUUCGCUAUCUCACCUAUAUCGUCCCCAUGGUUCUCCUCAUUAUGAUCCCCCUCUUGAUCGGCGCCCUCAAAUUCCCAAAUACAAGUGUUGGAGGAGUGAAAUUGAUGUGGUUCUCCAUUUGGCUGGAGAUUGUUUGGUUGACUCUCUGGGCUGGGCGCAUUGUUGGAAAAGGAUUGCCCCCCGUUGUCAGUGCCGUGGCCAGUGUCUUCACCAACAACGCGAAGAAAUGGCGUGACAUGGCCAAGCAGCUGGAAAUUCACUUUGCAUUGUUCCUGUGGUGGCUUGGAGUCGAGAUUUCUUUCCUCCCCACCAUGAAGAACCACCAUGUGGAUGGCGACAAGGGUACGCGCAGCUGGGAGAAUACUCUCAACAAGAUCAUUAUUGUGAUUUUCGUCUGGACGAUUCUCAACUUGAUCGAGAAAGUCAUUAUCCAGCUGAUCGCGAUCAGCUUCCACCUGCGGACCUAUGCCGACCGCAUUGAGAUCAACAAAUUCCAGAUCGGCAGCUUGGUGAAAUUGUACCAAUGGUCCCGCGCCCAGAUUGAGGAGGAUGACGAUGCUUUCCAGGAAAAAGACCAGGACCAGACCGGGUCGGGCACCAAGACUCCCCUGCACUAUGCUGGAAAGGCUGGUCGCGCCGCUCAAAAGGUUGCGGAAAAGGUCGGAAACAAGGUCGGUGAUGUGGCUGGUGGCGUUGUUUCGGAUUUCACCGGUCGCAGAGUCAAGAAUAGCGGCGACCCUUAUCAAGUCAUUCUGACUUUACUCCGUUCCACCUCUGGUUGCCAGGUUCUGGCCCGUCGCCUUUACCGUACUUUUGUCCGUGAUGGCUUUGACACUGUUUUCUCCGGCGAUCUGAAGGAGGCCUUUGAUAACAAUGAAGAAGCCGAGGCUGCCUUCGUCAUGUUCGAUCGCGAUAUGAACGGGGAUAUCUCCAUGGAAGAAUUGGAAGCUGUGUGUGUUGACAUUGGCCGUGAGCGCAAAUCCAUCACUGCUUCGCUGAAGGAUCUGGACUCGGUUGUUUCCAAGCUGGACGAUGUCUUCAUGUUCUUUGUCUUCGUUAUUGUUAUCAUUGUCUUCCUCUCGCUGAUCUCCACCUCCGCCGCCGGAGUUCUCACCUCCGCCGGUUCCACCAUCCUUGCUCUCUCUUGGUUGUUCUCUGCCACCGCACAGGAAUUCCUGCAAUCCAUCAUCUUCGUCUUUGUCAAGCACCCCUUUGAUGUCGGUGACCGUGUCACCAUCUACGGUAACGCCGGUGAUGCUGGUUUGGGUGACGACUACUUCGUCAAGGAGAUCACCCUUCUAUACACCGAGUUCAAGAAGAUGCAAGGUCACGUCGUCCAAGCGCCGAACAGCUAUCUGAAUGGACUGUUCAUUCUCAACCAGCGCCGUUCUGGAGCCCUCGCUGAAGCUGUCCCCAUCAUCAUCAAGUACGGCACAACCAUCGACCAACUCGACGGUCUCCGUCAACGCCUGCUGGAGUUUGUCCGCAGCGAGAAGCGCGAUUUCCAGAGCAACAUCCUCACCGAGCUGCGCGCCGUCACCGAGAACUUCUCCGUCACACUAAAUGUCGUCUUCUUCUACAAAUCCAAUUGGCAAAACGAAGGUCUCCGCCUACAGCGCCGCAACAAAUUCAUCUGCAUGCUCAUGAUCGCCCUACAAGAGAUCGGCAUCGAGGGCCCUCGCAUGAACCUCCAAGGCGCCAACGUCGACUAUCCCGUCCACAUCAACUACGGCCAACCAAUGGUCGCCCCGCCCCUGAAGAGAGAAGAUCCCACCGAAGCGGAAGAAGUCCCAAUCGGCGAAGCAGGCCACUCCAUCCCGGAAAACACCAGCAUCAGCAGCGGCACCACAGCCCGCCACCCCUCCAUCCUACGCAAGGGCAUGAACACGGCCGCAGCCCGCGCCCGCGGCGCCUCCACAUCCCGCAAACACGUCGACUUCUCCCUCGGCAUGGCGAAUCUCUCCUCAAACGACGUAAUGGGCGACGUAUUCGAAGACCGCUCCGUGCGCAUCGACGACGUAGUCCGGACCUCAAACCGCGAAGCCGCCGAGCGGCGCAUGCAAGAUCUCGCCGAGGAGGAAGAAGAGCGCCGAACGAGCCGGAGCGCCAGUGCCAGCGCUGCCUCUUCAAACAAGGGCAGUCGGCGCCCGUCGAAUCUGACGACUACGACCACGAACGAGGGUCGACCUUCGGUUCGACGCGCACAGUGUGCGGAGUGGGGCUUCGUCUGCGAGAAAUCGCUUCUUCCGUCAUCGCAGCAGUGUCAGUCGCGAUGGGAACGAUUUGGAGUCUGGGCGCGGUGUUUCGCCUGGGGCGCCGGUUCCUGGUUCUUCGGGUGCGCAGGAGGAUGA
Molecule: messenger RNA, 2775 nt
Organism: Penicillium manginii
Lineage: Eukaryota; Fungi; Ascomycota; Eurotiomycetes; Eurotiales; Aspergillaceae
Product: Mechanosensitive ion channel family
Exons: 2
Coding region: 1-2775 (924 amino acids)
Biological process (GO): calcium ion transmembrane transport; intracellular calcium ion homeostasis
Cellular component (GO): membrane
Molecular function (GO): calcium channel activity; calcium ion binding
Source: RefSeq, a predicted model, not a curated record